GGCAGGUGGGGGGGCUGUUUGGCAGGUGAGGCUCCUACUCUGGCCUCCAGUUCUGCCCUCCUUGCUCUCUGGCAGGCACAACUCUUGUGCCAUGUCAGCUGGUCUUGGGUGUGGGGUGCCAGCCAGCACCUUCUCGGUAGAACCUGGUCAGUCUGGCCAGGGCCCCGGUGGCCUUGGCCACCAGGGCCCUGUGUGUUGAGUCUGCCAGGCCUGGGUGUGGACGGGGCAGCCCCACUGGGACAGAGGCCACAUGGGUGCUGAUGUUUCUCUAAGACAUCAAGAGCAUGACUGUCCUGGCAUCCUGGCCAUCUGUCCUCCAGCCCCUCAUGGGCCCAGGAGGGACACCUGCCAGGAGGGGCUCUAGUGACCACCAGGAGCUCUGGGGAGGCUGGAGUCCUGGGCUGCAGCAUCCCUGGCACUGAGCCCCAUACUGGGGAGCCCUUGGUCUUCCUGCCCACAGUGGAGGAAGACCCUCCCUGGGCUGCCCGUGCCCUGGACUCUCUGUGCCGCACAUCUCCAUCCCUUUGAAGGCCCAGGCCCAGGCCGGCAUCUGGAGAAGGGGGCUCCCAGCUCCAGGACCAAGAUUAACCUCUGACCUUGCAGGACCCAGACAAGGGACAGGUCCUGGGCCACCCUGACAUUCCUCAUGCCCAAAGGCCUGGCUGUGGCUGGGCCGUCAGCAAGGGCCUGCCUCCACACACCGCUGGCCUCUCUGAGAAGACCCAUGGGUUGCUCUCAGGCCUCCAUGGAGGAAGCAGACCUGGAGAUGGCGGCCAAGGCCUGUGGCUAGAAGGGGGGCCUGGCUGUGGGAGCCUGGCAGAGGGCUGUGCCUGGUCUGAGGAAGGAGAACUGAGGGGUGAAGGGUGCCCCCCCCCAGGUAUGGGCCAGAGCUGGCCUGCACCCCACACUGAGCAAGCGGAGGCCAUCUCUGCCUCCAGACACUGGCUUGUGCCUGGGCGAGAUUCUCUGAGGUGCUGUGCCUCAGUUUCCCCACCAGUAACCCUCAGCACAGUAAACCUCAUCAAGGCCGUGUCCUGCUCACCCUUUGCCAGACCUGAGGGCCCCUGGAGGCCUAGGACUUCCGUGGUCCCCGACAGACUCGCCUCGUUCGUCCUGGUCCUUCUCAUGGGUGGCCCUGCACCUUCUGCAGGGGUCUGACUCAUGUUCGUGGUACCCAGACUCCUGGGGAGUAAGAGCAGCUGGGACUUAGCCCUGAAGUGGGAAACUUAGGUGACCUUGUGACGGUGGCAGGCAGAGCCUCUCUGCUCCUCACCCCUUCGCUCGUGGACUUAGUGCUGGCCUGUCAGCCAUGAGACUCGCUGUACCAUCUGUGAAAAGCCCAGCCCAACCCAGAGCUCAUUUUUGGCUUAGGGAUUCUGUUUGGUUUUGGUGGGUCUGGUGGUGGAACCCAGGGCCUCAUCCAGCUGGGCCCGUGCCCUGCCAUCCAGUACCACACAGCCAGUGACACGUUUUAAAGUCAGAUUCGUUGAUUUUUUCCUACCUAGGAUUUUGGAAAAUACCAUAGGGAAACGUUGAAGCCCAGUAGCGACCCCAGCUCUGGCCUGCUGACCGCAGUGCUACUUGGUGUUGGUUGGCCAGGCUGCUGGGGCUGCAAGACAGGAAGGCACCCUCUGGCCUGUGCACUGGCCAGCCGCUCGGGCAUCUCGGGCUCCGGAAGCCUCUCCUGAGCUCUGCAUUCAUUCUGUGUGAGUCUGUCCGUGUUUUCUGUUCUGCAAGCUCCCCAAUGCUUCGGGUUGAGGGCCUGCCCUACUCCAAAAUGACCUCCUCUUGGCCCAUGGGGUCAGCCACCCUCUUCUUAGUAAGGUUGCCUUCUGUGGUCACCGGAGCACAGGACCCCAGGCGUGAGUUUAGGGACAGACCACCCACAGCUCCCUGCCACUCAGGUGACUGCCAGCUUUGAACCUCCGGGGUGCCUCACUCAGGUACCCAGCCAGGUCCUCUGGGGACCCCCUCCACCCAGCACCCUCACCAGAAGCAGCCAGGAGCACCCCGACUCCCCAUGUGGCUGUGCUGCUUUCCCCUGAAUGGGGCAGCGUAAGGGCUCCGCCAGUGUCCCCUCCCUGGGUUCUCCAGCUGCCCUUCUCUGGCUGUUGGCUCUUGUGUUCUCCGAGUCCAGGUCCGGGCCAGCAUUGUAGCAGAGAGCCCGGUGUGGGUCGCUGUGGCUGCUGAGACCUGCCCGAGAGGCUCCAUGCUGCCCAGGAUCCCACCCUGGGCACGGGGUGAGGGCACUUCUUCCCCAGGGUGGAUAAGAGCCUGUGGGGGUGCUGGGGACCCUUGACUCACUUGACAGUGCUCUCAGCACCCACGUGAGUCCUGCCUGAGUAAGGAGCGAGGCUUUGGCCUCCUUGGGGGGGCCUCCAAGCCCCACAGCCCUGUCGGUCCCCUCCAGAUGCCUCUAGUAUGUGACUCUGGGGACGGGGUUCUGACACCUGAGUUCUGGGACAAACACUGAACCCUCCGUGGUCCUGAGGUGGAAGCCCUGGUCGGUGGGGCGGGGCUGGACCAGCUGAGGGACACCGUCCCUGCUGGGCCUCCCGGGGUGCUCGACAACCGCUCCCCUGUCCUAGCCCCCUUGCCCAGGCAGGUGGGCAGAGGGGCUGAACCAGGUGGUUCUCUCCGUGGGUCCCCGGAGGACAUUCCCAGCGAGCCUGGGGUCCCCAGGGCCUAGCUGGAGGUCCCUGAGUGAGUGGGGGGAGUGAUUCAGAGAAAGGCCGAGGCCCCUCUGUGGGGGUCGCAGAGCAGUUUUUGCAGAGGCCCCUCUGUGGGGUCGCAGGGCGAAGUGCAGCUUCGACGGCAGUUUCUGCAGAGGCCCCUCUGUGGGGUCGCAGGGCGAAGUGCAGCUUCGACGGCAGUUUUUGCAGAGGCGGCGUUGAGAUCCUGGAUUACACAGGGCAUUUGGGAAGACAGUGUAGAACAGCCGGAAGUCCUGGGCACAGGACCUGGACCUCAGCCCCACAGCUGGUCACUCAGACAUUUUUAAAACACGCCUUGUGCUUCUACCCAGAUAUGUCUGUGCAUGGGCCCCGGGAGGACGUGUGGCCUUCCCUCUGCCCGUCCCCAGGCAAGACAGCCCAGCAUGAGGGACACCCAGAGGGCUGCCCAGAGCUUCCGCCCCUCCCCCACUUCCUUCACCAGGGCCUGUCCCUGUGACCAGAUGGAUUCCAUGAUGUCCCAGCAAGGCCCAGCCUGUGCCCGCCGUUCCAGGGGCUCUCUUGGGCCCUUUGUGCACAGGGUCACCUUCCUCCAUUUGGUUGACCAAACGUCUGGCAGGGGUCCCCUCUGUGCUCCUGUGCCCUGGCCCAGCAUCUCGAGCCCCUGACCAUCACACCACAGCACUGCUUCAGCAGCCCCCUGGUCAAGCAGGACACCAGGCACUGCCUCCCAGGCCUGGCCCACAGCUGAGGGUGAUGUCUGUGAGGGCCCUGCCCUGCUGACACCUCUCAGCAAGACUGGGACAGGCCCCCCCGUGUGGUAGGCAUGUGCUGGGGUGGUCAGGAGUUGGCAGCGACCCCAGGAGAGGCCCAGGCAAUCACAGUCCCCUGUGAGAGGCAGCACAGCAGACAGGCCAAUGUCUCAAUUGUCACACAUUCAGGCACAGCAGCAGGUGAGGGAGUCCACCAGCACCAUCCUACGGGUCUCACCUGGGCAGACCAGAGCCAGCUUGAGAGCAAGGGGGUACCCACAGGCACCUGGUGGAGCUGCACAGGACAGGACAGGCUCCCGAGGAGGAGGGCCCCUGGCCUGCCAGGGCUUUUCUGCAAGAUGGCAUGAGAAUCUGUUUGGAAGCUUUGGUGGUUGGGCCUGGGUGUGGCCAUGGAUUUGGGGAGCCGGGUAGGGUACCCCAUGUUUCUGGACCCGGAAGAAGGCCACAGAGUGGCCACACUGGGUGGAAUGAAGAGGGCCGUGACCCGGAGCAGCGUGACAUGGAGCCCUGGCAGCAGCACCAGCACUCCCCGAUCUGCUGUCCCAGGAGAGUCCCCCAACAGGCCCUCAAGCCUCUUCAGCUGCUCCCCAACUCAGCUCACCGUGCAGGAAGGAGCGAACGCCACCUUCACCUGCAGCUUCUCCAACUGGUCGGAGCACCUGGUGCUGAACUGGUACCGCCUGAGCCCCAGCAAGCAGAACAUCAAGCUGGCCUCCUUCCGCAGCGGCCUCAGUGAGCCGGGCAGGGACCCCCGCUUCCGAGUCACUCAGCUGCCCAGCAGGCUUGACUUCCACAUGAGCAUCAUCUCUGCCCAGCACAAUGACAGUGGCCACUACCUCUGCGGGGCCAUCUCCCUGUCCUCCAAGGUGCAGAUCCAGGAGACGACAGCCGAGCUCAGGGUGACAGACAGGGUCCGAGAGUCUCCGACACUGGAGCCCCUCCCGGCACAUCCCCGCCCCUCGCCCAGGCCAGCAGGCCAGCUUCCAGGCCUCGUGGUUGGCGUCACGAGCGUCCUGGUGGGCGUCCCAGUGCUGCUGCUGCUGGCCUGGGUCCUGGCCACCACCUGCUCCACAGCCUUGCCAGAGGCUGGAGGAGCCAGAAGUAAAGAGCAGCCCUUGGAGGAGGCCUCAGAAGUGCCCGUCUCCACCCUGGACUACGGGGAACUGGACUUCCAGUGGCGAGAGAAAACCCCGACCCCUGAGCCCCCUGCCUCCGGCAUACACACCGAAUAUGCCACCAUUGUCUUCCCUUCGUCCCCAGGCCGCAGGGGCUCGGCAGACAGCCCCCAGGGUCCCCAGCCUUUGAGGCAUGAGGAUGGACACUGCUCUUGGCCCCUGUGACCACUGGCAUCCUGCAGACCUCCUGCCAAGAACCCAGGGCCAGCUCCUCCCGAGGAAGGGGCAGGGCAGCAGGGGCCUCAGGGGCCAAGCCACCUGGGUGGUGACCACCAGGCACCCGGGCCAGCCUUGCCCGGGCCCCAUGGAUGGGUCUCAUCUCCAUGCUCUCCAUGAGCUGGCAGUGGCAGACCACCGUCUCCUGAUGUGGAGUGCUGGACAUGGCCAUGGCUGCAGGCCUUGUGAGAGGGCUGGCCUGGGCCCAGCUCUUCCGAAUCCUGCUGCUCCAGUCGCCGGGCCCCCACAGCCUCCCAGGGAGCCCCAAGCCUGAAGCUGGGGCCUGGUUGCAGAAUGCUGAGGGGCAGGCUCUGGGAGGCACCUGACAGCAAGGAUGUCCAGGCACACAGUGGACACAGCCCUAAGGCUGCCACGGAGGGGCAGUCCACAGAUGGGCCCAGGGGCCACAGGCCGAGGAGUCUCAGCCAAGCCAGAAGAGAGCUCCUACAGCCAUCGGACCCUCUGCAGGAGCCCCUCCCACCUCCUACGGGAGCACCUCGGACUGUCCUCCAGCCGUCUGAGGCAGUGAGGGAGAGGACAGAGCCAGAGGCCGCCUGCCCCAGGGAGCCCUGCAGCACCCUCCCUGCUCACCUGGAGGACUAGGUCCCUUGUCAGCCGACCAGCCAGGGCCCUCCUAGGCAGGAGGAGUGGGGCAGUGGCAUGGGCACCCCGGGUCCCCAUUUGUCCUCUCCAGGAAGUCCAGUUCUCCUUGGCUCUCGGUCACAGUGUUUAUUUUCAGCAGAACUUGGCCGGGCUCCCACCAAGGGUGGGCCAGGCGGUCAAGUAUUCCCUGUGCUGGGUGCCCCUACUCUUCUGCCAUCCAGGACAGGGCAGCUAGGGCCUGGACUGACCAGGGGUACCUCUGCAGUCAGGGCUGGGGUUCUCUGGUAUUCUCAUUAAAUAAUGACAGAAGCCUGGGGCAUCCUGUCCUGCACACGGAACUGCGGGAAGGAGGACAGGUCAGGGGGCUGGGCUGAGGCUCGAGGUGGAGGCAGGUGCUGGCCCUCCCAAGGCCAAAAACACAGCAGCCUUCCUGAGCCUCAUCUCCGCUCACACAGCUCCCCAGCUGUGCAGACCUCCAACGGCAGUGGGAACCCACACACUCCGCACCCUCAGGCCCUUCCCAGGGUCCCCAAUGGGCAGAAGUGUCCCUGGGCCUGUCAGUCCUUCUCAGGCCCCAUGACCUCUCCCUGGGCAUGUCCCCAGGGUUGGUGGCAGCAGAAUAGGUGGACCACACCAGGCCAUGAGAGAGGGGCCGGGGUGCCUUGGCAAGGAUGCAGAUGUGCCUCCCACAAGAAUGGAGAGAACCAGCCCAGGGAAGGCAAUUCCUGCUCCACACUGGGGUCCUGGCUAAUGACCAAGGACCUGGCAGAUGCCCCUCCCCACCCACUCCUGGCAUGGGGCAGUGGACCUGGCCCAGCUCCUCAGGUGCUGCUACUGCCCGCCACUCAGCCCUUGAAUCUCCUCCUGAUCCCACUGCCCUGGGUCCCGUCUGCUGGAGGCCCAUUGGGACCACAUCCAGCACAGGCAAGGAGGUCUGUGGCAAGACGGAGUGUCCAGCAAGUGCCGGGGCUCUGGGAGGGGAGAUUAGCCUCAGAAACGGCUCUGGCACAUUUGUGGACAGUGUGACAGGAGAAGCUGGACACAGACAUGACAGGGCCAGCACUGUCCUCCAGCCCUGCAAAGCAAACAGACACAGCAGUAAGUUGCUGGACAAGAUCUGGAUGCGAGGAGCAGGACGCAGCCUCAGACCUCAGGAGGGCAGACCCAGCCUGGGAGGGUGGGGUCCUGCCUGGUCCCUGUGGAAACACCUCCAGGGUAGGGGCAACCUGGGGAAUGAGGACUGCACCGGGACCACAGCUGGCCCUGCCACCAAGAGACCACCCCAAGCUGGCCGGAGUAGCCCCCCGCUGGGGCAGCCCAUCACUGUGGUAUGAGGAGCCCCUGGCUGAGCAGAGAGCAGGAGGACAGUGACAGUUCACUGUCCCCCAAAGCGAGGAAGAGUCAGUCAUGUCCAGAUGACACGCCAAUUUGAGCAUCGAAAAUACCAAAAUAAAACUCAGGUUGAUUAAUACA
Molecule: messenger RNA, 6912 nt
Organism: Ictidomys tridecemlineatus (thirteen-lined ground squirrel)
Lineage: Eukaryota; Metazoa; Chordata; Mammalia; Rodentia; Sciuridae
Source: RefSeq, a predicted model, not a curated record